Molecule: messenger RNA, 4004 nt
Organism: Trichoplusia ni (cabbage looper)
Lineage: Eukaryota; Metazoa; Arthropoda; Insecta; Lepidoptera; Noctuidae
Product: indole-3-acetaldehyde oxidase-like
Exons: 16
Coding region: 56-3868 (1270 amino acids)
Molecular function (GO): 2 iron, 2 sulfur cluster binding; FAD binding; iron ion binding
Source: RefSeq, a predicted model, not a curated record
AUAAAAUGACACAACGUAAGACACAGUCUUAAUUGUGUGUUUACAACAAGUAGUCAUGUCGAAAAUUGAAUUUACUGUCAACGGAAAAUUAUGUUCAGUGGACGGGAGUCUCUCCCGCGAGACGUCUCUGAACGCGUACCUGCGCUACGUGCUAUGCCUGCCGGGCACCAAGGCCAUGUGCCACGAGGGCGGCUGCGGCUCCUGCAUCGUCAUGGUGCGCGCCCGCCGACACCCUAGCGGGAAACUCGAGACCUUUUCCGUCAACUCUUGUCUGGUGCUGGUCUUCUCUUGCCAUGGAUGGGACAUAACAACUGUUGAAGGGGUCGGAAACCGUUUGAAAGGAUAUAGCGAUGUUCAGAAGCGGCUCGUCGCGUUCAACGGCACCCAGUGCGGGUAUUGCUCUCCUGGAUGGGUCAUGCAUUUGACGAGUUUACAAGACAAGAACCUCACUAUGGCCGAGCUAGAGAACUCUUUUGCCAGUAACACGUGUCGGUGUACCGGGUUCAGGCCGAUCCUAGACACGAUCAAAUCGUUCGCCAUCGACGCGACUCCGGAGCUGCGGCAACAGGUCAGAGACAUCGAGGAGGCCGGCGUCGGCGCCUGCGGCAAGAGCUGCGGCGGCUGCACGAGGAAGUGCUCCAUACAGAGUGACGGCAGCGACUGGAGCGUCGUCGAAGAACUAGAAAAGGAAAGCACCAUUUAUUUGGACUUUGGGAAGUCGAAAUUCUUUAAGGUCUACGAAGAAAAUGAGAUAUUCGAAAUUUUGGACAAGUAUGGACUGGAUUCGUAUAUGCUCAUUGAUGGAAAUACUGGAAAAGGAAUUGUAGAGAACUUUGAAUAUCCAAAUCAUUUGAUCGAUAUAAGCGGAGUAACGUCAUUGAAAACUUACACUUUCGAUCAGAAUCUCGUGCUUGGAGCCAACGUGUCUCUCCAAGACUGCAUCUCGAUAUUCACGGAUGCCGCGAAGAAUAAAAGUGAAUUCGCAUAUUUGGCUGAAUUCGCCAAACAUUUCGACCUUGUUGCUCAUAUACCUGUUAGGACCAUUGGUUCAAUUGCUGGGAAUCUAAUGUAUAAGCGCGCAGUACCAACUUAUCAAUCAGAUGUCUUCUUACUAUUUGAAUGCGUGGGUGCUAGGGUUACAGUUCGCAAUAGACGGGGUAAAACCACAACGAUGACUCUAACAAAGUUCUUGAACUAUGACAUGAAGGGAAUGCUGAUGGUGAACGUCGAACUGCCGCCGCUAAGUAACUCGCACAUCUUCAGGAGUUAUAAGAUCAUGCCAAGAAAUCAAAAUGCUCUGGCCAUCGUGAACGCAGCUUUCCUUAUCAAGGUAGGAAAAAGGAAUCUGGUUGAAAGUGCCAGCAUUGUGUACGGGAAUAUAGAUCCUAAAUUCGUCCACGCCUCGAAAACUGAAAGGUAUUUGUACCUCAAGAACAUUUACUCCGAUUGUACUUUGCAAGGAGCCAUUAAAGUGUUGAAUGAUGAGCUGGCGCCUGUGGAGAUUCUUGGAGAACCCUCUGUCCAGUCAAGAAAGAAACUGGGCUUAGGACUGUUUUAUAAGUUUAUCCUCAACAUUUGCCCAGCCGGCACAGCACUGUCUAAAUACGCUUCUGGUGGAGAUUUACUCACCAGACCAGUAACAUCCAGCAAACAGGACUUCCAAACUGACUCCUCACUGUAUCCUAUAAACCAGCCUUUAGAUAAGCUUGAAGGUGCUCUCCAGUGUUCAGGAGAGGCUGUGUACGCCAACGAUAUACCUCCAAUGCCGAGGGAAGUGUUUGGGGCUUUUGUACUGUCGACUGUACAUAUAGGAGAGGUCGAUACUAUUGAUGUUGAGGGUGUUUUGGCCAUUGAAGGCGUUGUUGCGUUAUAUACAGAAAAAGACAUCCCUGGAGUAAACUCUUUCGCUUUCCCCGGCUUCCAACUAGAAACUGAGGACGAAGAAAUUCUCGCGACAAAGAUCGGUUUCUACGGACAACCGAUAGCCAUAGUUGUAGCAAAAACUGAAGAGUUAGCUGCGAGAGUAGCUAAGCAGGUUAAAGUUACGUACAAAAAUGUUAGCACAGCUGCGCCAGUGUUAACUAUUGAUGAAGCAAAGAAAGAUAGUAAGAGAUACGUCGCUUCAGAGUUCACCCUUGAACCAGAAACCAAAGGGAAUAACGUUACGAAAGUAAUUAAAGGUGUAUACGAUGUGGAGGCUCAAUAUCCUUACUUUAUAGAGCCGAUAACUUGUGUCGUUGUACCAGUUGAUAAUAUUUUGGAAGUCUACGAUUCGACGCAAUGGAUGGAUUUAACGCAAGCAGCUGUUGCUAGAUCCCUAGGGAUCAGUGAAAGCGAAGUACUACUUAAGGUUCGUCGCGUCGGUGGCGCAUUCGGUGGAAAAGUAUCUCGGAACGUGCAAGCAGCGACCGCUUGUGCGCUGGUAGCCAAGAAAUUAGACGUGCCUUGUAGGUUCAUAGAACCGCUGCAGACCAGUUUGGCAAUCGUUGGGAGAAGGUUGCCUUGCCAAUGUGAAUACGAGGUGGGUGUUGACGAUGAUGGUAAAAUACAAUAUCUCAUUGCAAACAUAAUCGAAGAUAACGGAUGUAACAAUAACGAGGGUAUUCUCGAAUUCACGUUCGGUUCAUUCCCUAACUGCUACAAGAAAGAAACCUGGAGUGUGAAAACUGGUACUGUUAAUACAGACACGGCGUCUAAUUCAUACAUGAGAGCACCAGGAACCUGCGAGGCUAUAUCAUCCAUAGAGCACAUUAUGCAGCACAUUGCUUUUGCCGUACAGAAAGAUCCAACAAGCGUCCGCAUCGCAAACAUGAGAGAAGAAGACAAUGAUCUCGAAGAAUUAGUAAAGGUUCUUAAACAGGACGCUAACUACGACAGGCGAGUCAAAGAGAUCGAACAGUUUAAUAAAACCAACAGAUGGAUGAAGAAGGCUAUAUCGCUCAAUCUCAUGGCUUUCCCCAUUUUCUAUUAUGGAAAUUACUCUGCUCUUGUUACUAUCUACAGAGGUGACGGAUCAGUGACUGUCACUUCAGGGGGAAUAGAGAUGGGUCAAGGCCUCAAUACGAAAGUAGCUCAGGUAUGUGCUCACGAACUUGGAGUACCAAUUGAAUUUGUAAAAAUAAUACCGUGCAACAGUUAUGUAGGUGCAAACAAUGUAUUUUCUGGUUCGAGUAUUACAAGCGAAAGUGUGUGCUACGCGGUAAUAAAAGCUUGUAAAGUUUUGCGGGAAAGAUUGAACCCAAUCAGGACGCGAAUGGCUGGAGCGUCGUGGUCACAAAUCAUUACAGCUGCCAGUGAAGAACAAAUCGAGCUGACUUCAUUGUACAUGAUGGCGGAUACUGAUAAGGACCUGAGGAAUUACACCUCCUUUGGUGUGGCGAUCACUGAGACACAAUUGGACGUGUUGACUGGACGGUUCCAAAUAGUCCGAACAGAUAUUUUGGAGGAUGUCGGGGUUAGCAUUAACCCGAAGCUGGAUGUUGGGCAGGUGGAAGGUGCUUACGUCCAGGGUGUCGGUUACUUCACGUGUGAGAAGCUGAUGUAUGAUAAAGUGUCGGGCAAGAUGGUGAGCAACCGCUCCUUGAAGUACCACGUGCCACUCGCCUCAGACAUACCUGUUGAGUUCAACGUCAAAUUUAGAUACAACUACAGGAACCCUAAUGGAGUGCUUGGAUCCAAGACUUGCGGAGAGAUGGGUAUUGCUUUAGGACACGGCGUUACUCACGCGCUCAGGCAGUGUAUUAUGGAGUCACGUAAGGAUUCCGGAUAUGAUCCUAAUGAAUGGAUCUAUAUACCUGUUCCAUACGACACGGAAACUAUACUGAAGGCUUUGGAUGUGAAACCUGAAGAAUUCCUUAUUACCAAAUAAUGAAAUAAGGCUAUAAUGGACCUGAAUGAAGUAAUUUACUGACGAAUGCUGUUCUUAUGUUUUGUUGAAUUAUGAACAUACUUAAUUUUUUUUUAUUAAAAAAAAUCCUCAUUAAAAAAAAGUUUCUUUUCAAAUA